Messenger RNA from Sphaerodactylus townsendi, 1549 nucleotides. It is a transcript of the gene SH3BGRL, whose product is annotated as SH3 domain binding glutamate rich protein like. Gene Ontology annotation, cellular component: cytoplasm. NCBI's taxonomy places the organism in Eukaryota, Metazoa, Chordata, Lepidosauria, Squamata, Sphaerodactylidae. The transcript is spliced from 4 exons. The coding region runs from base 183 to 527 and encodes 114 amino acids. The record is from RefSeq and is a predicted model, not a curated record.
CCUUCCGGGGUUGGGAGCGGCAACCCAGCCAGCCAGCCAGCCAGCCAGGCGGAGGAGGAGCCGGAGCCUUUUGGGGCUGAGCAUUUCUCGCCUUUGCGCGCUCGCCGCUUCGCAUCCCUCCAUCUCUCCAUCCAUCCAUCCUGCCCGGGCUGAGCAAGGACCCGCCCGCCCCGGCCCUCGCCAUGGUCAUCAAGGUCUACAUCGCUUCUUCGUCCGGCUCGACGGCGAUUAAAAAGCAGCAGCAGGAUGUGAUCGGCUUCUUGGAAGUCAACAAGAUUGAGUUUGAGGAGAAAGAUAUCGCAGCCAACGAAGAGAACCGAAAAUGGAUGCGGGAGAACGUCCCUGAAGAUAGCCGGCCGGCUAGCGGGAAUCCGUUGCCCCCUCGACUCUUUAAUGACAGCCGGUACCUUGGGGAUUAUGAAGCCUUCUUUGAAGCCCGAGAAAAUAAUGCCGUUUACGCUUUUUUAGGCCUGACGGCUCCCCCUGGUUCUAAGGAAGCGGAAUCCCUCGCCAAGCAAGAAGCGUGAUUUCCCUCCUCUCUGCCCAUUCCUGCCUCAAGCCUUAAAUAUUCUGCAAAGGGAAACGUCCACAGCUUUUUCUACAAUGGCAAAAUUGCCGGGCUUCAAGGAAAACAGAAAAGGUUUUGUUGUUUUUCCUCAAACGCCGAUUGCUACGCAUAGCAUAAAACAGAGCCAAGACAAAAAUCACAAAUGUGAGCUGAAGUCAGUGGUCCGAAAAGAAAUCUUUUUGAUUUUUCCAGCUGGUACAGCACAUAUUUUUGGCAGCCAGAUUGUUUUUGUAAACUUACCAAAACACUGUGUUUCGCUAUUAAUAAUUCAGAUUUAUACUUACAGAUACAGCUGUUUAAAGGGGAGGAGGAGCGAAAAUGUCCAUAAAGAAACCCCUGUGCCUGAAAUGCCUCGAGGAGAAUUGAAAAAAAUGUUAUAAUGUUGAUGCCUUUUAAAUUGUGACUUUGCUAAAAAAAAUUGAACAUAGUAAUGAUCAUAAUUGCUUGCUGAAAUUAGGGUAUUUCCAUUUUUGUUCAUUGUAAUGUUGUAGUUCAUGGCAUAGGCUUCAAAAGAUGAAUUGUUACAAGAUUUUCACUGAAUUGACCAAUGUGGGGAAUUUCCCAGGGAGCAAGAUCCGGCUUGACUUACCUGUCUUUUAGAGGACCCAAAUGCACCAAUUUGUGCCAAGGUUUUACUGCUGGCUUGGUGGAACUGGCAUCAGUGACUAGACAGUGAAAUAACACCCCCAUCCCAAACCACCGACGAUCCUUAUUUCUACUUUUCCUGAGACUUCUCAGGAAACAAUGUGCAGGACUUCUGUUCCGCUGUACAAACAUGUCUCUAUUUAGACCUCGACAAGCAGGAAGCAAUCUAGUCUAGUCAUUCCAAGUAAUCAAAAUUGUAAAAUUGGGUUGCUGUUCUAGGAAGAGAGAGGUCAAGAAUAGGGGCCAUGUGUUGAAAAUCCUCCCAAUGGGUUCUGUCGAUCCACACCAGUGCUUUUAGCGUUUGAUACAUCAUCCUAUAAAAUAUUGUGAGGCCGA